CCAGCAGCCUCGCCGCCGCACCUCUCAGGUGUCUGUCGGCCGGGCGGCUUCACUGUCAGCGGAGUCGGUGGAGACAUGAACGCGCGGCGGCAUGGCGGACAGAGAGAAGCGGAAAGCCACACCACCGUCCGGCCGCAGCAUCCAGGUGAACUCUCCGGCCAGCUUCAGGCUGACUCAUGACAUCAGUCUGGACGAGUUUGAGGAUGAUGACCUCUCGGAGAUUACAGAAAUCACAGACGAGCGUGGAAUGAGCCUCAACUGCAACGGCCCUGAUAUUAAAGGCCGUGUGAGGCGAGGAACCAGUAGCAUGUCAGGGAGGGUGGAGCUGGGCGCAGUUGGCCAGUUUCAGGCAGAGAUGCUGCAUUUGGAACUCAUUGACGGUGCUGACGGUUACCGCGGUGAUAAAGACACCUCUACGGCAUCCGCUGUUGCAACCGCACCAGUCACCAAGGACUCUGGAGCAUCUGUUACCAUGGAUACAUACCGACCCAAGAGACCUACGACCCUUAACCUCUUCCCUAUUGUGCCUCGUUCACAGGACACAUUAAACAACAACUCAUUCGGAAAGAAAUACAGCUGGCAGGAAAAAGUUUCAGGCUCGUCCUCCCCACUUAAAACAGGUGACCUCACACCUCCACGAGAGCACAACUGUCUGAGUGACGAGGACAAGGUGCAGGGUGGGGCAGCACAGACCAAAGACAGAGGAACCUCCACCGAUGCCCCCUGCAGACACAGCCACACCUCGGGACACUCGCAUUGCUCAAGCUCAGGGGUUGCAACUCGAUCCAAGCUGCAGGAGAAACCACCCCAACCACCACCGCCACAGAACUACACUCCUGCUCCUCUGUAUCCAACGGGUAAGACGGACAGCUCAGGCCACCGAGAAAAGAUUCGCCACCAGGCAGAUGUUCAUCUGGAACCCACAGAGGAGAUUUAUCUGACUCCAGUGCAACGAUCAGUGGACCUUUUGGAACCCCCCAAUGUUCAGGAGCGACCUUUUCUCUCGCAGCAGACUGAGCAAGGGCGCAUGUCCAUAAGCUCUGAUACAGAGGGACCACCUCCUUAUCAGCCCCUCCCAGACCAGACCAACCCCUCCAUUUUUGAGGAGGACGAGCUUUACGUCCCUCCACCUUCCUAUGCUUCCUGUGUAGAGUCUCUCAUCACACCACCUAACUUGGCUGUUUCAGCACAGGGCUCUGUCGCACUAGACCUUAGCCUGACGGGGACAGGAGCAAGGGCCAUGCUGAGAGCUGGCUCAUCGGUAGAAUAUGUGGACGCCACCGAUGACAGCUAUUGUGGUGAGGAUGAGGAUGUAGACAGAAUAAUAAUGGACAGGAAGAUGAAAAAGACAGCAGGAAAUGGAGACGGUGGUGGCAGUAAACCUGCCAUACUAAGGACUACCAUGAGCUCCGAAGCCAGCAGCCUGACAUAUGACUCAGUGAAAUACACACUAGUGGUGGACGAACACGCUCAGCUGGAGCUUGUCAGUCUCAGACAGUGUUACCAAGGCUACAGCGAUGACAGUGAUUCAGCCACAGUCUACGAUAAUUGCGUCUCCUCUCCAUAUGAGUCGGCUAUCGGGGAGGAGUACGAGGAAGAUGAAGAUGAGGAACACAACCAACAGACCGGAGCAGCGCAGAGGGAAGCCACAGCUUGCCUCUCUGAAGACUCAACACCAGAGGAAGAUCUGCAUUUCUCCAAGAAGUUCCUUAAUGUCUUCAUGAAUGGUCGCUCUCGCUCUUCUAGUGCUGAGUCCUUUGGCUUAUAUUCUUGUAUUAUAAAUGGGGAAGAGAAAGAUCAGACCCACAGAGCAGUAUACAGGUUUGUGCCUCGACAUGAUGAUGAGCUGGAGUUGGAGGUGGAUGACCCGUUGCUGGUGGAGGUCCAGGGAGAGGAUUACUGGUACGAGGGUUACAACAUGCGAACUGGUGCGCGUGGAAUCUUCCCCGCCUACUACGCCAUAGAGGUGAACAAAGACACUGACUGCUACAAAGUUAAGUUAACAUACCGCUUGAAGUUCCUUGGCUCAGUCCAAGUGCCGUAUCACAAAGGAAAUGAUGUUCUGUGUGCAGCCAUGCAGAAGAUUGCCAAUAACAGACGAAUGACCGUCAAGUUCAACCCACCUUCCUUCUGUGUCCUGGAGAUCAGCGUCAAAGGAAUUAAGCUUGCAGUUCAAGAGGAUUAUUAUGCUUGUGACAGAAGUAACGAGUGCAGUCACUUCUUCCAAUUAAAGAAUGUGUCUUUUUGUGGCUAUCAUCCUAAAAACAGCAAGUAUUUUGGUUUUAUCACUAAGCACCCAGCAGAUCAGAGAUUUGCUUGCCACGUAUUUGUGUCUGAAAACUCCACCAAACCUCUUGCUGAGUCAAUUGGGAAAGCAUUCCAGUUGUACUACAAAGAGUUUGUGGAGUUCUCGUGUCCAACAGAAGACAUUUAUCUGGAGUAACCCCGCCUUUGACCACAGCCUUGUACAGUACACUGUAUCAUAACAUAAAUGUGCAUGAAGAACAAAUAUUUAAAAGGGAAUAAGAAGAACAAUGACUAACAUCUGUAACAAACACACAAUAACUAUUUAACUCCCUUAGCUGUCAUAAGGACACCGGUGUCCUCAUGGAACCAAUGGAUAACAUGCAAGCAUUUUCAGGGUGACGAUUAAGGGGUAAACAUUUGUUCAGGAGUAUGGGAUAGAAAUGAGUCAAAGGAGAAAAAAAUAUGCAAAGGUGAGAGUCAAAAGGUGGAGUCCAUAAAUGCAAAGCACAAGUGAUGCACUUCUGCAGCAGUGGGUACAAUACUUAGUCGGUAGCAGCAUCUCAGCAGCUCCAUCAUGAGAUCACUAGAUUACUUUACAUUUCAAAUGCAAAUAAGGCAAACAAUAGUAUCUUACUUCCAAAAAUAACUUCAUCAAGUUUCUUUGUCUUUAAAAAAUGAGGGAGCUUUACAGCUACAACAAUAAGAAAAUGAACACCGGUCAGAGUGUGCAGUAACUCAAAUAAAAGAACAGUGCAGAUUAUUAUUAUUGUUUUUUUUUUAUUAGGAAGCCUUGUAUAAGAUUAUAUCCACAAGCCACCGUAAAAUAAGGUUUUGAAAACUAGCUAAAAGAUUCCAUCUAAAUUGUAGGUCAUAUUGAUGUUUGGCAGAAAUUAACUUGGUUCACAUUUUAUCAAACACACAAGAACAGGUCGGAUGUAAGUUAAUCUGCUGGAAAAUGUCUGAAAUUAUGGUUCGGAAUGAAAUGAGCAGGCAAGUAGAUCCCUAUUUGUUUUUCUGGAAUCAUUCCGGUUGCUGAUAACCUGAUUAAAUGGGCUAGGAUGCUAAAGGUGUACAGGUUUCAGGCUCAAUGUCUGUAUACAUCUUUUGAGUGCAGAGAAGACAAAAUAUACCAGCUGACCUGCAUUCAAAACAAAGAAAAUGGUCUUACAGAUUCUGUUGUCACACUUUGUAGUCUGCAGUGUAAUCACCAUCUUCUAUAGAUGUAGCUGAACUUAAAAAAAAUAUUCCAAUGAUCUAAAUAAAUUUUAAAAAACCAAUAACACUGUGCAAUUACUGUGUAGGGUAAAGAACAUCUUUUGUUGACACUGCAGGACAAAGCAAAGCAGCUGUGGUUUAAUGUUCCAUAAAGGUUGAGUUAAUGUUUCACUUUUUGCAUUUCCUGAAUAUCAGACAUACCUUGUUAAAUGUGACCCAAUCUGUUCCUUGAGGUGCCAGCAAAGAAACAAAUUCUAAGCUCUGUUUGUCUUCUUAUCUUCACUAGUAGUGCCUCUUUUAUAUUAAUUAAUUUUAAACUUUCUCAAUAAACAUAUUUUGCCACCGAGUGUGUUUAGUUUACGGGUUUUGGUUGAGGAUUAAGAAGUCGGAGUGUUUCACUGUAACUGGCUCUUUAUGCCACCGUAUUGCAUUUGCUGUACAACAUCCUGGCUCUUGAAGUUAAGCCUGAUAAAAUAACUCAUUUGACAAAACAAUUUUUUCACCUAUUGGGUAAAUCAAACAAGGUUACUUGAGAGGAUUAAAACAUUCUGACAUCUGUUUGAACACAAGCAGGUCUGAAUGUAAAAUAUAGUGUAAAAGAUUUGUUGUCUAAAUCUGCUAUGUGAGAGUAAAUAUGUCUCAGGUGGGCUGGACAACAAGUAAAAAGGUGCUAAAAUUAUAUAAAACUUACAAUAAAUGUAUGCAGCCAAAUUUUUUUUUUUUUUUUACUCGUGCUUGUUAACAUUUAGUUUUUAUUAUAUUGUAUUUUACAGAUUAUAUAAAAUGCCAGUAAAUUCUAUUGUCAUAUCCAAAGUUUCCAAAAUGCCCCAACUGUGUUUUGAUUUGGAUGGGUAUUGUUGAAAAUAACAACUGUUUAUUAAUCACAAGAGAAAAAUAUGUUAAAGGCACAAAAUGUUUUUUGAAAGGGGGUGGGGCUACCUGGUUCUGCUCAAAAUUACCCAAAUCAUAUUCCUUGUUGUCACGUAAGAAUAAUUAACUGAAUUUAAAACAUAAAAGCACGUAGUGGCAACUUGUGCAAGAACGAAACAAAGCUAACCGUCUUGACACCAAAAUAAGGUGUUCGUUUCACCUUGUCAGGUGUUAAAAGUAAAGGCAAAUUAAAAUCUUACCAAUGCCAGUUUGAACACACAUGAAUUGCUGGAAGACACAACCUAAAUGCCAGCUUCUCUGGAAAUAGGAAACUGCUGCAUAAGCUGUAGAACAAGGUGAACAGCAUUAGGUACCUUCUAAUUAUCCUGAAGAGAAGUAAUAGAAAAGACAUUGCUGCCUUAGAGGACUGGUUGGUCUGACAUAUUCAUCCUACAACAGAAACUACCAAGGUGUAAUGUUGCAGUACAACAGGUUUAAUGUUGCAGGGUACAACAUUACACCUGGCUGCAGGUGUAAUGUUACAGGGACACCAAACAAAGGAUAAUAUUUUAAAUGAAUAGAAGUGAAGGUAAUACCAGUCAGUUAUCUAAAGGCAUUUGACAUGUUUUUACCAUAGCUUCACAAAAAGAUGCAAAAUGUUAUGGAAAGUGAAGAGCCUUGGCUGUCAUACAAAAAUACCUAAAAUAUUGAGUUUUUGAACCAUAAUUUUUUUUAUUUUUUUGUCACCUAUUAUGCGACACAAGUAAUCUUUUUGGAGGUGUAUAUUAAAAUAUACAUAGGGCCUUGGUGAUCAUUACAGAAAACCAGUGGAUUACUAUUUUUAUCUUAUGGUGUCUUGCUAUUAGCAUACUACUGUUAGAGCAAAGUGACAUAAUGACAUUCAUUUUUUUUCUACAUCUUGUCUAACUUCUAAUUAGAUCAUUUUACAGAUGGGUAUUGUAUGUUUCACAAAAGAAAAAGGUAUGUAAGCUAAAGAUAAAUACUUGAAGAUUACUGGACUUUUCUAUUCAGCUCAACGGUUACAUUUCUGUCACUUUCAACAUAAAAGUCUAGCUGACAUUCUUUUUCCAAACUUAUUUUUCAAGAGCCAGUCAAGGUAACAGAGAAUUUACUGCAGUGAAAAUGAUACAAAAAGAUGUAAAAAAAUAAAAUAAAAUGCCAUAUAUAAAUAGUAAUGUAAUAUUUGUAAUUAUGAAGAAUAUAUUGUACUGUUUCAGUGUGUUGUAAGUGAAAUUUCUCUUGUUUUGGAUCUUUUACAGCUGUGAACUAUUCUUGAUUUAAAACUGUUAAAGCAGA
Molecule: messenger RNA, 5649 nt
Organism: Poeciliopsis prolifica (blackstripe livebearer)
Lineage: Eukaryota; Metazoa; Chordata; Actinopteri; Cyprinodontiformes; Poeciliidae
Product: C-Jun-amino-terminal kinase-interacting protein 1-like
Exons: 12
Coding region: 92-2443 (783 amino acids)
Biological process (GO): regulation of JNK cascade
Cellular component (GO): cytoplasm
Molecular function (GO): protein binding
Source: RefSeq, a predicted model, not a curated record